Messenger RNA from Medioppia subpectinata, 399 nucleotides. Lineage: Eukaryota; Metazoa; Arthropoda; Arachnida; Sarcoptiformes; Oppiidae. The record is from the annotation of a GenBank genome assembly.
AUGUCGACGAAAAACCGUGAAUUGAGUGAAGAGUUGUCGCCGCGAUUGUAUCAUCUGAUAAAACGGCCGGACUUUGAUGGCUAUGGAUUCAAAUUAGUAGAGAAGGCAAAGAUCGGACACUACAUCGGGAGAGUGAACGCCGACUCUCCGGCACAGUUGGCCGGACUCCGAGAGGGCGACCGUAUUAUUGAAGUGAAUUCGGUUAACAUUUCCAAUGAAACUCAUCGACAAGUCGUCGAAAGGAUUAAAUCGAUUCCCAAUGAAAUCAAACUAUUAGUGAUCGACGAGACGACUAGACUCUCGUCGGAGACUCUCACGAGUGAAGAGUUGGACCGAAAGUGUCGUGAAUUGUGUGAAGAGAUGUCGGCUCUGAAGGCAAGCAAUGAGUCCGAAGUGAAG